AUGGGUUUCCGAGCCCCGGUCCCGGAGAUGGCGGCAGCGGCCUAUGACGUGGCCGCACUCGCCCUCAAGGGCUCGGCCGAGGCGGCACUCAACUUCCCCGACAUGGUCUCUUCGUACCCGACACCGGCAUCCACUUCCGCCGCCGACAUUCGCGUGGCCGCAGCCAGAGCCGCUGAGUUGAAGAAACCUAACCCGGACCUCGCCGAGGCGGAACCGGAUCGACCCGGAUCGGCGGCGACGGAGUUUGUUGACGAGGAAGAGUUGCUGAAUAUGCCGACUUUGCUGACGGAUAUGGCGGAGGGGAUGCUCGUGAGUCCGCCGAGGAUGCACGCGCCGUCGCGUCAUGACUCGCCGGAGAUUCAUGAAGGCGACAGCCUAUGGAGUUACAAGUGAAGCAGUUUUUAAUUUCAUUUUUAUUUUUUUUGUAUGCGGGAUUGUUAUUUUGGGGAAUGCUGUUCAGUCCGUUAAGUGGGUAUUAAAAUAUCAAAUGCGAUUAUAAGAAUAAUAAUAAUUAGGAUUAUGUGUU
Molecule: messenger RNA, 526 nt
Organism: Tarenaya hassleriana
Lineage: Eukaryota; Viridiplantae; Streptophyta; Magnoliopsida; Brassicales; Cleomaceae
Product: ethylene-responsive transcription factor ERF025-like
Exons: 1
Coding region: 1-393 (130 amino acids)
Molecular function (GO): DNA-binding transcription factor activity
Source: RefSeq, a predicted model, not a curated record